AAUACGGGAAGAGGGGCAGAGGAAGGCUGGCACGCCCAAGCUAAAGGACUGAAUGACGCCCGUCUGUUCUUUCUUCUGUGUCGGUGCGUCCUGCUUUCGGCAGACCCCAGCAAAAGAAAGAAAGCAAUCAGCGACGCACCGUGGGUGGGUAGAUCGCCUGUUUACAAAUCCUGAACUCUCUCCCGUGGGCAGAAACAGCAACAGUAGAAGAACGAAAGUGAGGCGCAUGACGAGUGAGAGAGAAAGAGACGUGGAAGAGUUGAGGCUGUGGCGGCGGCUGUGGUUGACCGGGGUCCGCGGAGGGGGCGAGGCGCUCGCCCCUGCAUGCGACUUCAGCCGCGCAUGGACGACCACCUCAGCCUCCUGCAAUCACCCCCGCCGAGCGCGACCAAAGCCCGAGGCGAUAACCUGGUAAACCACGGCUACACAGAGACAGAGGCCGACGUUAUGACGGUCGUGGCGUGUGACAACAUGCUGGAGGAGUCAGCGGCUCUGCCGGGCCACCACUCUCUGGACCGAUACGAGCCGGAUCACGAGUGCUGCGAGCGGGUGGUCAUCAAUAUCUCAGGGUUGCGCUUCGAGACGCAGCUUAAGACUCUGUCACAGUUUCCAGAGACGCUGUUAGGGGACCCCAAGAAGAGGAUGAGGUACUUUGAUCCCCUCAGGAACGAAUACUUUUUCGAUCGGAACCGACCCAGCUUUGAUGCCAUUCUGUACUACUAUCAGUCUGGGGGGCGCAUCAGGAGACCCGUUAAUGUGCCCAUUGAUAUUUUUUCUGAGGAGAUACGCUUCUACGAGCUGGGCGAGGAGGCUAUGGAGAAGUUCAGAGAGGAUGAGGGCUUUAUUAAGGAGGAGGAGCGGCCGCUGCCAGAUAAUGAGUUUCAAAGGCAGGUGUGGCUGCUCUUUGAAUACCCAGAGAGUUCGGGUCCCGCCCGAGGAAUAGCGAUCGUGUCUGUCCUGGUCAUUCUCAUCUCCAUUGUCAUUUUCUGCUUAGAGACACUACCAGAGUUCAGGGACGAGAACAGGGAACCGAUCACCAUUGCGCCUCUGAUAAAUGGCACGCUGCCCUAUUUCAUCAGCCCCUUCUCAGACCCCUUCUUCGUGGUGGAGACGCUAUGCAUCAUCUGGUUUUCAUUCGAGCUGCUGGUGCGCUUUUUUGCAUGCCCGAGUAAAGCCACGUUCUCCAAAAAUAUUAUGAACAUCAUUGACAUCGUUGCCAUCAUCCCUUACUUCAUCACCCUGGGCACAGAGCUGGCAGAGAGGCAGGGGAACGGACAGCAGGCCAUGUCUCUGGCCAUCCUGCGUGUAAUCAGGCUCGUUCGGGUGUUUCGCAUCUUCAAGCUCUCACGUCACUCCAAGGGGCUCCAGAUUUUAGGACAGACCCUUAAGGCCAGCAUGCGCGAACUGGGGCUGCUCAUCUUCUUCUUGUUCAUUGGGGUCAUCCUCUUCUCCAGUGCCGUCUACUUCGCAGAGGCGGACGACCCGGAAUCUGGGUUCAGCAGCAUCCCGGACGCGUUCUGGUGGGCGGUCGUCACCAUGACCACCGUGGGCUACGGGGACAUGCACCCCGUCACUAUCGGGGGCAAGAUUGUGGGAUCCCUAUGCGCGAUCGCCGGUGUGCUGACCAUAGCGCUACCCGUCCCCGUCAUCGUCUCCAACUUUAACUACUUCUACCACAGAGAGACCGACGGCGAGGAGCAGGCGCAGUACCUACACGUGGGAAGCUGUCAACCUCUGGCGGACUCCGAGGAGCUGAGGAAGACUCGAUCUUCCUCCUCACUCAGUAAAAGCGAGUACAUGGUGAUAGAGGAGCAUGGUAUCAACAGCGCGUUCAAGCCACAGCCAAACUUCCCCACCACAACCACUGCUCAGAAGAACUCUCAGAACUGUGUGAACAUAAACAAAAAGAUAUUCACCGACGUGUAGCCACUUUUAGAGCAAAUGACCCCUGGGCACAGGAAGACCUGAUGUGUCAACAGCUGCAGCAGCGUUUGGAACGGUAGAUAAAAUGAGCGCAAGAAUAAAUGGGCACAUUCCGUUUGUAUAAGGAGAUGAUUUGUGCUCCAUUCAAAUAAUUUGGAUAUUUUAUAUCUAUAUACGUUUAAGUAAUUCUUGCUUGAAAAACAAGAAAGCGCUCCUCUUUUAAAUCUGCUGUUGCUCUCUGAAUGAGAGGUAAUAAACAUGUCGUUUGCCGUGCAAUAGCCAGUUUGUUAAAAGCAUUACAACAGGUAGAGAUAAACGCUUGAUGACUGUGAAAGAUGAGUGCAAGUAAAAGCUCCUGACAAUGGACGCUCCUAUAUACGGUAUUAUCAUGCGUUAAGAGUCGUGAUCCGCCAUUAACAGCCUAUAGGUAUAAUAUUCGGAGUAAUUUAAAUAUAUGUGUAGCCUCUGUGUGUGGUCAAACACAUGUAAUGUCAGAUAAACAUAUUCUAACAUAUAUAUGUCAUAUAAGCCGUUUUGUGGUUUGUCUUUAUAGUGCGUUAAAGUCUAGUAAAAGAUCUCUAGAUAUAAACUGUCCCGAUAGGCUAUUUUAUGCGUAAAUGGCGUCACGUAAACCCGCAGAUCAAGGUGGCUUUCAAGGUCUCAUUAUGGGUGAAAGACACACGCGAGAAGAGAAACAAAACAGGGAGAGUCCUCUGAUCAAAGAUGGAGCGCGUUUCUCUUAUGGAAGCCUCAAAUAGAGUCCGCUGUGAUACAGUCUCCAUGGCGACACGCGUUUCCUCGGUAACCCCCCACCCCUCCGCCCCUCCGCUCACAGCACCGUUGCUAUAACAUCACUGUUUCCACAGUAACCUCCUAGAUGAUUUCGAAGUUAUAUCGGAGAUUCUAGUGGGAGGGAGCUUGUCUUUUCAGUAUCUUAAUCAAUCAGAUCAAAACAUCUCCAAAAUCAGUUAAAGGCUGUUGGUACAUAAAUAUUCAGUAAAGACUUCAGCCACACUGAACUGGUCAACUAUCGUGAGCCACAACUCAAAACGGUGUUGUGGUGGGAGAGUGGAAAGAAGAGGCAGCGUGUGAAGAAUUAUGAAUGGACUGAGAAUACGUUCCACGAAUGUCCUGAGUGCAAUACUGCGGGCGACCAGCAGAGGAUGAUGUUCUCUCACUGACAAAAAUGGUGAAAGAAUUUAUUUCUGCUCAGACUUCCUGUAUCCCCUGAUGAGCUCAUCAGUUGCUUCCCUUUAAGGGCUGCAGAGACUCCAUUCCUGGUCUGUUGGACUGGAUGGACCACAUUCUGGAAUUGAGACAACAAUCCCUGCAGAUCAGAUCUACUUCCCCUGCCGCCUUAAUUUUAACUGGUACCCUCAAACCGGACUAACAGGCUGUGACUGCCAAUUCUCCCACUGCUCAAUCCAAAAUGCAUAAUCCACAGGUACAUAACACUGUUCUCACAAAGUUUUGUAGCAUACUGUUUGGACUUGAUAUUGAAUGAAUGGAACCUUCAUCGGAUCAAAAGUAAUUCAGAUAUCCAAAAACAUUCAACUGGAUGAUUUUCAGAAAACACUGCUGUCUAAAUGACACUUAAAAGCACACAUAUAAAUCUGCCAGCAUUUUUGCAAAGCACCUUUCAGGUUAAUGGGAAUUUGAUUUGUUUUUGGGUUUUUUGUUUUUACUUUAUUUGUGAUUUUCUUUCUAAAAGGUCAUGGACACUUACAAACAAGAAUCUGACAGCAAGUGAGAAAUUGGCAAAAAACUGAGUCCAUCUGUGAUUUGACUGAUAUGAAACUGUGAUACCAAUUAAAGACUGUUAGUCAUA
Messenger RNA from Girardinichthys multiradiatus, 3751 nucleotides. RefSeq names its product potassium voltage-gated channel subfamily A member 3. The coding region runs from base 325 to 1926 and encodes 533 amino acids. NCBI's taxonomy places the organism in Eukaryota, Metazoa, Chordata, Actinopteri, Cyprinodontiformes, Goodeidae. The record is from RefSeq and is a predicted model, not a curated record. The transcript has 3 exons. Gene Ontology annotation, cellular component: membrane; voltage-gated potassium channel complex. Gene Ontology annotation, biological process: potassium ion transmembrane transport; protein homooligomerization. Gene Ontology annotation, molecular function: protein binding; delayed rectifier potassium channel activity.